Messenger RNA from Verruconis gallopava, 1172 nucleotides. RefSeq lists its product as uncharacterized. The coding region runs from base 570 to 932 and encodes 120 amino acids. The transcript has 2 exons. Lineage: Eukaryota; Fungi; Ascomycota; Dothideomycetes; Venturiales; Sympoventuriaceae. The record is from RefSeq and is a predicted model, not a curated record.
CGGGGCGUAACUGGUAAUAAGAUAAGCAGGAAUUUCGUUCCGAUGUCGCUUUUCCUAUGUCUUUGAGUUAAUCUGACGAUAACUUUUUUCUCUUCUUUCAACGGCCGCAAAACAGAACAUAGUAUAGGCAAUAUUAUUGUACCGCUUUCGAUAUUCUGACCUAGCUCAUCAUCAUCAUUUUAGCGGCGCAAAUUCGUUUAGCCUUUCCCGGGUGCUUUAACUUGGAAUCCUCCAUCGGUUUACCUGCAUUUCGCUAUGCUAUGGACUGUAUUGAGUGUACAUACACUGAAAACUGAUCAGUUCGCUCGGACAGAAACACUCGGCCCAUGCUUCUUUAGAUUAGCUUACUUUAUGCUCACGUCUCAUCGGUGUGACUCGAGAUCAAAUCUGUAGAUAUGAUUGUGUGAGAGUAGAUUUCACGACACCAUCUACCGCGAUAAUACUGCUGAAGAUAUCAUCGCCAGUGUACAUCCGAUAGAAACCAGGGGGAUAAACUGUUAGGUCCUUUGGACGUAUCUCCACCUCAUCUCACCUAGCCAGCAAUGUUCGACCAGAGGAAGGGACUAUAAAUGGAAACCAGCUAUGGACGCUCACACAGCGCAGAGCGACCUAUACUAUAUCAUCACAACGAGCAAAUCUCAAGCGGCUCAGAAAUGGGUCCUUUUCAAUGCUGCGGUUUGGAAAAUUCGCAACUCUUAAGCAUUCAUUCACCAUGUCGAACACCACUUCACAACACAAUCUACGUUGACCUUGCGAUCCAGCGCUGUUCGGAAGAUCUGAUUCGAGACGCUGAAAUUUCAAAUCUUUCGAAUCCCCGGUUUUAUCACCUCACAUCUCAAGGCCCCCUUUCGACCUUUCUUAAAACCAUUCCCCGAUGUAGUAGAGCGCGAUUUGGGCGAAGAUCUGAGAUGAGCACAUUUGUCGUCUAUUAAUCUGAGAAUUUUGAAGCCAAAAAAAGUCUUAAUUCACCUUCUCUGACCGGGGAAUCCUAUCGCAAAUGCCGAGAUACAGAUCUUUCUGUUGAUGGGUUAGCAUAAUCCUCGCUUUCUCGAGUUAUUCAGGUCUUAGAAGUAGACAGCAUCAAAGAGGACAUCUCCCUUAUCGAAGCGAAUAACACCUACACGAGGAAGUCUCCACCCAUCUGUGGCUCCAUUCUUAAUAAUAUUUUCAAC